AUGAACAGCGAAUUUGAGUAUGCUAGCGAAGCUCAAUUCGCACGCUGGACAGACAAAAAGACCAUUCAACAGAGUGGCCGGGCCAUUGUCACGACAGAUCGUCUGGCCAUCAUGACCACUCCGAGCGCCUCUAACUCCCGUCCCAAGCAGGUUGCAUCGGAGCUGGAUGCCGCGGCAAAUAGCCGAGAAAACACCCCCUCUGGAAAUACAAGCCAUUGA
Molecule: messenger RNA, 219 nt
Organism: Opisthorchis viverrini
Lineage: Eukaryota; Metazoa; Platyhelminthes; Trematoda; Opisthorchiida; Opisthorchiidae
Exons: 2
Coding region: 1-219 (72 amino acids)
Source: RefSeq, a predicted model, not a curated record